Molecule: messenger RNA, 1839 nt
Organism: Durusdinium trenchii
Lineage: Eukaryota; Dinophyceae; Suessiales; Symbiodiniaceae
Source: the annotation of a GenBank genome assembly
AUGCCGGACGGCGACGUGCUGGACAUUCUGUCGCUGUCCCAGCCCUCCAUUUCCUCACCCUCGGGGCCCUCCGAUGAGGGGGUCUUUUCACCCAAGUCUGAGCCAGCUUGGAGGACCAAGGACAUCGUUUUGAUCCGCCAUGGGCGAUCUUCGUGGAAUGAGUUCCUGGGCGCCCACAAGCGUGCUCAGUGGGAAGAACAGGAGCAGAAGCGGCAAGCCGCCGCAAAAGGCUCUGGUGGCGUGCGGAAUGUGCUCCGGUCUAUGGUUGGUCGUGGCGAAGGACAUGCUUCAGCUUACCCAGCACAGCCGAAGACGCAGACGGACCUCCUGGAUCUCGGGGAGGCGGGGGGACGAGCUUGCACGCCGUGUCUCGGAUGGUUCCAGAUGCUCUACGCGACCUUUGGCUCCUUUGUACCACUGGGUAUGCUGGUCUAUGGGUUGCAAGAGAGUUUUGCGAAAAGCUCUGGUGACUUCGCUUGCAAGUACUACAUGAUGGAUGUGCUGAAACUUGACGGUGCCACAAUGGGAAGGCUGCAGACCGCUGCAAAAGUCCCUUGGGACAUCAAACCUGUGCUUGGAAUGUGCUCGGAUGCCUUGCCGCUCUGGGGAUUUCACCGAACAUCGUACCUGGUGAGCGCGUGCGUGUUCAGCAGUUUUCUUUACUUGUGGGUUGGCUUCAACGCUGUGUCUGCACUGGGCCUUUAUGUAUGUAUGACUGGCCUCAAUCUAUCAAUCGCUUUUGCGGACUUGGUGAUCGAUGCUACCGCUGCCAGCCUCGCCAAGGAUCACCCGAAGGAAGCGUCUGACAUGCAGACCGCCUUCAACAUUGCACAGGCUUUAGGUGGCAUGGCAGCCAGCAGCAUCAAGGGAUAUCUCGUGGCUGUCUUGGGCUCACGUGGCACCAUGAUGAGCAAUGUGUUUUGCGCGGUUGCCGUGUUCAUUCCGGCCAUAAGACGCUGGCUGCCAGAAGAGCAGCUGCUUAGUGGCCACUGCACUCCAAAGCUGAGCCAAUUCCGGAGAAACUCCAGUAUCACUGCAGUGGCGAUUUUCCUGUCGGUGGUUGCUGUAGGGCUAUCUUUGUCACAAAUCUUCCUGCAGGAGUGGCGAACCCGAGCUUUGGUGACGCUAUUUUGCUGCAUAGUGGUCACCAUCAGCGCUUACAAGGCGAUGAGGAAGAUCUCUCCUUUCUUGGCCAAUACUGGGAUGCUCCUCUUCUGGCGAGCGGUUUUGCAGCCAGGUUUGGGGGAGGCGAUGUUUGUUUGGAUGUCGAAAGAUGAAGAAGGCCCUCGCUUUUCUCCACAGCUCAUGGGCUUAGCGGAUUGCUUUGGGCAAGCUGGCUUCUUGUUGGGCGUGGUGGUCUACAAUCGAUUCUUGAGGACUUGGAAGUAUCGUCGAAUCUUCCUGGUGGGGCAGAUCAUGGUGGUCGCAAGCCAGGUGCUCGACUUCAUCUUAGUCAUGCGCUGGAAUCAGGCGCUGGGGAUUCCUGACGUUUUGUUUUUUCUGGGUGAUAGCACCUUCAAAGAGGCGGUGGUGAAGACCUUCUACGUGCCGCUGGUGGUGCUGGCCUACAAGGUUUGCCCUUCGAAUUUGGAGGGUACAAUCUUCUCCACACUGAUCUCCUUGAACUGCAUCGGAGUUAGCAGCGGAAAGUAUUUAGGUAUCACUUUGUGCGACGUUUGGGGCAUUGUCGACGGCAACUUUGACCACCUACCCCAUGGCGUUGUGUCAAAAGCGCUUGUUCGGCUGCUGCCAAUCCCGCUCAUACUGAUGCUGUCACCAGAUUUGACCCCUGACGAUCCAAUUCCUCAGGAUCCUCACACGCACAGUCAGCAGAAUUGA